This is a messenger RNA of Racocetra persica, 168 nucleotides long. Lineage: Eukaryota; Fungi; Glomeromycota; Glomeromycetes; Diversisporales; Gigasporaceae. The record is from the annotation of a GenBank genome assembly.
GCACUUGAUGAUAUAAACAGGCUUUAUUAUGAUGUUACUGGAACUUUUGCCUCAAAAAGAUCAUAUAUAAAAGAUUUUGCGCUUAUCACAUCUUUUGUUGAAGCACCAUCACCUAUUAAUGAUGAAGAUUUUGUGCCAAACUGUGCAAUUUAUGAAACAACCUUAUGA